Molecule: messenger RNA, 771 nt
Organism: Scedosporium apiospermum
Lineage: Eukaryota; Fungi; Ascomycota; Sordariomycetes; Microascales; Microascaceae
Exons: 2
Coding region: 1-771 (256 amino acids)
Source: RefSeq, a predicted model, not a curated record
AUGUCCGACCAGAAAGUUCAAGAGUCUGCUGUUCCUGCUUCGCAGGAGCCUGGAAAAUCAGUGGAGUCAACUACAGAAGAGAAGUUCGCUGAGGCCCAGCAGACAGUUGCUACGGCCUCUACUUCUGGCCCCGACACUGAGGAAAAGAAGGACGCGACACUCGCCGACGCCAAGGCCGGUAACGAUGCCAAUGCCCCGACAGGCGAAUCCGAAGAUGCCGCGCCGGCCGAACCUGAGAAGGCCGAAGAGGAGACUGGCGAGGUAGCUGCAGAAAAGGCAGAGGCUGCCGUAAACGGUGAAGCGGCGCAACCCGCCGAGAAAGCGAUCGACACCAAGGAAGCCGAAGUUGGUGGGAAGGGCGAGGCGCCAACCGAAGCUCCCGCCACCGGUGGUGACACAGCCAAGAAGGCCGAAGAGACACCCGCGACUGCCCCACCUACCGAAGAAGCUGUCGAGCCCACCGAGCCCAAGCCCGCUACUGGCAACGGCGAAGCCGCCCCCGUUAGCGAAACGGAGAAGGCCCCGAUUCCUGAGGCUGAAGCCUCAGAGCCGAAGGCGGGGGAGAAGCGACAGGCGGAGGCUGCCGAAGUCGCUAACGGAGGCGAGGCAGGCGAGCCUGCUGGCAAGAAGGUGAAGACCUCAGACGAUACGCCGACGACUAAUGGCGGAGCGGCAAAGAAGAAGACGUCUAAGGGAAAGAAGGAGAAAUUUGCGGCGCCUGUGGGCCGGACUGCGAGGAGGACCCGGAGCCAAGGCCUGGCGGAUGCCUGA